Molecule: messenger RNA, 1545 nt
Organism: Acinonyx jubatus (cheetah)
Lineage: Eukaryota; Metazoa; Chordata; Mammalia; Carnivora; Felidae
Product: olfactory receptor 52K1
Exons: 1
Coding region: 3-947 (314 amino acids)
Biological process (GO): G protein-coupled receptor signaling pathway
Cellular component (GO): membrane
Molecular function (GO): olfactory receptor activity; G protein-coupled receptor activity
Source: RefSeq, a predicted model, not a curated record
CCAUGACAGCCUCCAAUGUUACCACAACUCAUCCAACUUCCUUCCUGCUGGUAGGAAUUCCAGGUUUGGAACACCAGCAUGUCUGGAUCUCUAUUCCAUUCUCCUUCGCCUAUACUCUGGCCCUGCUAGGUAACUGCACCCUCCUCUUCAUCAUCCAGACCGAUGCAGCCCUCCACGAGCCCAUGUACCUCUUUCUGGCCAUGCUGGCAGUCAUUGAUCUGGUUCUCUCUUCUACAACACUUCCCAAAAUGCUAGCUAUUUUUUGGUUCAGAGAUCAGGAGAUCAACUUCUAUGCCUGUCUGGUCCAGAUGUUCUUUCUCCACUCCUUCUCUAUCAUGGAGUCAGCAGUGCUUCUGGCCAUGGCCUUUGAUCGCUAUGUGGCUAUCUGCAAGCCACUGCACUACACCACAGUCCUGACUCGGUCCCUUAUCACUAGGAUUGGCAUGGCUGCUGUGACUCGGGCUGUGACACUAAUGACUCCACUCCCCUUUCUGCUCAGACGUUUCCACUACUGCCGAGGCCCCCUAAUUGCCCACUGCUACUGUGAGCACAUGGCUGUGGUAAGGCUUGCCUGUGGGGACACUCGCUUCAACAAUAUCUAUGGCAUUGCUGUGGCCAUGUUUAUAGUGGUGUUGGACCUGCUCUUUGUUAUCCUGUCUUAUAUCUUCAUCCUUCGAGCAGUUCUACAGCUUGCCUCUCAGGAGGCCCGUUACAAGGCCUUCGGGACAUGUGUGUCUCACAUAGGUGCCAUCUUGUCCACCUACACACCUGUGGUCAUCUCCUCAGUCAUGCACCGUGUGGCUCGCCAGGCUGCCCCUCAUGUCCACAUACUCCUUGCUAUUUUCUAUCUUCUUUUUCCACCCAUGAUCAACCCCAUCAUUUAUGGCAUCAAGACCAAACAGAUUCGUGAUCAUGUGCUCAGUCUAUUUCAAAGAAAGAAUGUGUAGAUGCAUACUUUUUCCUUAUCUAUCAGUUCAGUACUGAAUGCAUGCUGGAUUGAGGCAGAGAGAAAAAAUCUCAAGUAGGAAAAUUGUAAUCUCCAAGUUUGACAAUUCUUUAGUAUGACAAGGAAAAUGAGGUUUUAUUCCUCACAGAUCCAGUUAGAUCAAACCAGGUAUGUCCCUUUAGUCCAUCUGGUAGCAGAGGUUUGACCUUCCUUUUUUCAUAGACCUAUCACAUGAUUAAGAAAAACAAAGAAGCUUCCAAAAUGCCAUUGUCAUCUAGGUGAAAGACAAUAGGAAUAUUGGCUGAGAUUGGCACAAGUUGAGGUUUUGUGAACUCUUCAUCUAGACUGAGUAAUUAACCACAAAUUUUGUGACCCGAAGGCCAGCAUUACUUCCAGUACUAUAACUGCUUCCAUAGUUUUUUUAAGUGGCCUCCAGCCUCUGCCACUCUAUUAAGCCUACUACACCCAAUGUUAUUGGCUCUACACUUGGACAGCUCCACUUCUAAGCAGACUUAUUUCUUCCACUAAGUCAGUGUGAAUCAGAAAAGAAGAUCAAGGAACAGCCAAUUCCUUUGUUGAACAUUUAACAAAGGAGUCCU